AUUCUAGAUGGGGCUGUAUUUUACAUUAAUCAAAUAAUUCAACACAUACAUCUGAAGCAUGAAAUUGUAUCCACCAAAAACAGUUUUAUAAUUGCGUGACCAGGACUUACGUCAGCGGCUCACAGACGCCUUCUUAUUUUUGUAAACGGGUGAUAUUCUAAAAUUCCUUCUUUGAAAUGGCCUGGAUGACGUUGUAUGUUAUUUUCGGGACCUUUAUCUUGUUGUCCCUGAUGGCUGUUGGAAAAAUGUGUGGCCCCGCGGAAUACGAAAGUCACGAUGCUGAAUGCUGUCCCAUGUGUGGAAUAGGUAUGAUUGUUUUGAGAGACUGCACAUCAGAUUCAAGCACAACAUGCAGGCCUUGUGUUGACCAAACAUAUAUGGAUGAACCUAAUGGUCUGAAACGCUGCUCUCAGUGCAAAAUUUGUGAUUCAGGGCAUGGGCUUUAUGUCCUUAGAAAAUGUACCACAUUUAGCAACACAGUCUGUGAUGUUCUGGAUGGAUUUUAUUGUGGAGCACUUUCAGGAGAUAAUGAAUGCAGCUUCGCAUUAAAACAUAAGUCUUGUCUCCCUGGUCAGCAGAUUAAAACACCAGGAUCAAAGAUGAGAGAUGUGGAGUGUGAGGACUGUCCAUACGGCUAUUACUCAACACAGGGUGUAAAUUGCACACCAUGGAAAAUCUGUAACAUUGAUGAGGAGAAGAUUGAAGAUGGAACCAAAGAGAAAGAUGUUGUUUGCCAGAACUUAACCAGGAGACACAGAUAUAUUCCGUGUUUUGUUGGCAUAUUAUUUCUGAUUCUUUCAGCUGGAUUGUUUCUGUUACUUUGUGCAAAGGCAGAUAAUUGCAGAAGUUGGAAGUUUCCAGUACAAGAAUCAGACAGAAACUCACAGACAGGAGGAACACAU
Messenger RNA from Paramormyrops kingsleyae, 902 nucleotides. The record is from RefSeq and is a predicted model, not a curated record. NCBI's taxonomy places the organism in Eukaryota, Metazoa, Chordata, Actinopteri, Osteoglossiformes, Mormyridae.